Molecule: messenger RNA, 2015 nt
Organism: Bactrocera tryoni
Lineage: Eukaryota; Metazoa; Arthropoda; Insecta; Diptera; Tephritidae
Exons: 5
Coding region: 72-1931 (619 amino acids)
Molecular function (GO): protein binding
Source: RefSeq, a predicted model, not a curated record
UCCAAUUGUUUUUAAAUGGUAAACUAAAUUGUUGGUGCCUUCCAACAAAGUUGCAAAAAAUACUGUAUAAAAUGGAUUCCGGGACUGAGGAAAAAGCACCAGAACUGCCAAAUGAUCUCCCUGAGCAAAGAAUACAACGAAAACGUCGCCAUACGGAUAACGUUGAACAACAGAACGGUGACACUGUAUCUAAUACGAAUUAUGGAGCCGUGGCGGAGUAUAUACCUGCUGCAAAGGUGCGCGGUGUUGUUGAAUCCAACCAAGUUGGUAUCACAGACUUUCCGGACGAGCUUCUUUACGAAAUAUUUAAAAAUCUAGACUCCUGGUCGUAUUACGUACUUAUGCACUGCUGCAAUCGUUUCUAUACUUUAUUGAUGGACCGACGGUUUUGGCACCAUAUAGAUCUCAGUCAAAAACUAUUACCAUUAGGUAUACUUGAAUUUGUAAUGGAACGUACACAUCAAGGGACUACAAGCAUAAAAUUGAGAGGUCCAUCUAGAAAAUAUACAAGUGCGGAAAUAUUGAAGUUUAACAAAGCGUUGGCGGACACUUUCGCUUUGCGAAGUACACAAUUAAGUAUUUUGGAAUUACGUGGUGUUACAGUAGAUCUUAGGAAUGUACGAAUUGUGAAUUUUCCGAAAACUUUAAAGCGGUUAGUUUUUAAAGAUUGUAAUGUCUGUAAGCCACCAGAAGAACAAACGGUUUUUUCUGGUAUUCAUACACAUCUAGUGAAUUUGGAGGAACUUGGUAUUGAAUUCUGCAGUUGGUUUGAACCUUAUUACAUCAUGAUGAUAUCCAAAAUACCUUCACUGCGUUGGCUUAGUCUCAAAGGUUGUCCGCGAUUGGGUGAUUUUAUACCGUAUGGUAGCAUGGCUGCUCGUUUUGGUUUUAAAAAACUAGAGUACUUGGAUUUGCGCUUUACACCUAUAACCGAUUCAGAUGUUCAAUGUUUUAAUGUGGUGCUAACAUUAAAAGAAUUACUACUUGAGUGUCCCUUAAAUAUGCGUGCCAAUGAUACAAAAACUAGCUUAUCGACCAAAAAUAAAAGUAAAGAUUCUGAUAGUAAAGAUUGUCAACCGUCUACAUCGAAGGCAUCAGUCUCACGCGAAGACAGUAAUUCACCUAUUAAUUCCAUAUCUGUAGAGGCAAAUUCAAAUACGCCCGGACAAGAGGGCCGUGACGAUACAACUCCGGAUCAACCAGAACAGCCGACUUGUGCUAGCCCACAACCCUCCACAUCAUCCUCUUCGUCUUCUACAUCAUCCUCAUCGCCUUCAUCUGCAAUGAAUUCACCCUUCGCAUCACCUUCGCGCUUAGCGCUAGACAAUCCAACAGACAACAACAACGCCCCAGAACCGGCCGGCAAUGUACCAUCCCGCAGCCGAUUUUUGCCGCGUCCAGAUCAAGUUAUAUUCUUAGAUUUUGUAAACCGCCGUCCCAGUAUACGGCAUGUGCGUCCACCACCAAUAUCGGAUAAUCAAAUCGAUCAAAUGAUACAACAUCCAUUAUUUUGGAAUAUAAUCAAUCCAUUGGGCGGACGUGAAACUAGUAGGUCGAGCUCUGGGUCAGGGCAAGUACCGCACUUCAGUCAUCACCCAUGCUGUCGCCAAUAUCCCAUUUCAGACCGUGGAAUUUGUUGCUUUGGAAGACCGCAAAAUCCAGUGGAGCCUGGUGUAAUUUGGAUUCGUAUCGGCAAUCGUCCGAGCGAAAAUAGCUUUGUAAGACUUAGUGUAAGAAAUUAUAAAAAAGUCACCGACAUCUCACUGCAUCAUCUCGUACAAUGCUCACCUGAGCUCAUAUAUCUGGAUCUGAGUGGCACCAGCGUAACGCGUGAGGGUGUAAAACGCUUCAAAGCUGGAAAACCUGAAUGCCAAAUCAUAGCCGAUCAUCUUAUUGAGUCUAACGACCCGGAUAUACCGACACUAGAUUAAUUCUAAAGUACGUUUAUACACAUGGUGCUGUAAUAUUUAUGCUAAACUAAUAUGCACACACAAUACUACAUACAUACAUAUAUA